AUGUUUCCAUUUGGAGAGCUUGGUUGGCAUCAAGGAAUUCCAAAGAAAGGCUUGAAAGCAAGAAACAUAAAACAGACAGGGAAAAAAGAAUCAGCUGAAAUGAUUGCACCAAUAGGUGCUUUAAGUUCUGAUGAACUGCUCUACAAUGAAGAAAUUGCAAUGCAUAGAUUGGAACAGGAUCCAGUUUUUGUUUCGUUGAGGGAAUAUUUCGCGUACAACUCUGAAUCUCUGAUCCUGUAUUUGUGUAGAUUGUUCCAGCAGUAUGUUGUUGAUGCCUAUGUGAAGAUUGAGAAACAAAGACUUGACUUUUUCAGGUCACAACAGGAAGAAAUCAGGAGAGAAUUUUUUAAUGGCAUAAUGGAUGCAGUGGCUACUAGAGAAACGCAAGGGUCAAAUAUUGGCCAACGAAUUAUGUUGCCGCCAGAAAUAAAUGAGCAUUUGAUUCCCACAGAUGAAACACAGAAUCGGCCAGAUUUAAUUUCGAGAGUCUUUCAUGCUAAGUUAGAAAAGUUGAAAGGUGAACUUUUUAAGAAGCACAUUUUUGGUGAGAUUGCUGCUUAUACAUAUGUAAUUGAGUAUCAAAAACGAGAUGAAUAUGACAAGAUAGUUUGUGCCAAGAUACCUGACAAGCAGAAAUUUUUCCAUCUAUGUAAAAUGAUAAUUAAAGAUAUGCUUCAUGGUCCUUGUGGUUCAGCAAAUCCACAGAAUUAUAGACAAAGAGAUAAUGGCAUUAAAGUUAAAGUGUGGAAUGUAUGGUUCGAUAAUCGUUGGGUUGUCCCUUAUAACGCCUAUCUACUUGCAAAAAUUGACUGCCACAUCAAUGUUGAGAGAUGCUCAACAGUAAAGUAUGUGUCAACAAGAUGGAUAUCUCCUCCAAAGGCUACUUGGAGAAUUUACAGGUUUCCAAGUAGCGAGAUAAAGCCAGCUGUUAUCCACUUACAGUUGCAUCUGGAAAAUCAGCAACCGAUAAGCUUCAAGAAGAACACUGACCUACAUAAUGUUCUGAGUAACACUCACCUAAGAAGAACAAUGUUAACUGAAUUCUUUUACAUGAACAGAAUGAAUAAGGAAGUUGAGGAUCUGAAUUACACCUCUGUGGAAUUUCCAGAAAAUUUUGUUUGGAAACCAAGCCAAAGAAUGUGGAAAAUUCGUGAGCAGAGAGAUUCUAUAGGUAGAAUAGUUGCUGCACAUCCUUGUGAAGGUGAAAGAUAUUAUCUGAGACUGUUGUUGACAAAAACUUUCCGUGAAGCAGUGCUGUUGAGGGGAUUACUGGAGCAUGAUGACAACCAGGAACUUUGUUUGCAAGAAGCUUCUCACUUUCAUUGGCCAUAUGAAAUGAGAAAAUUGUUUGCAACACUGCUGGUUUAUUCAUGCCCCAAUGAUCCGCCAGUAUCUAAAGAUUUUCUUAGAUGUAGAAGCUUAACAGCAAGGCAAGUUAGGACAAAGGUACUUGAUCAAAUAAAUGGCUUCUUACAAUCUAUGGGGAAAAACAUUUAUUCAUUCAACUUGUACCCCCAUGAUUUCUCAAUGGAUGAUAUGGAAAGUCUGACAAUAGAGUUAAAUGCAGAAAGAAACAUAAUUGUUGCAGCAGCUGAUUUGGAUGCUUGUCAUAUUGCACUCGCUACCGCAACAUCUAGAAUAGCUGCUUCAAUUCUUCCUGGAGGAAGAAUAGCUCACUCACGAUUCAAAAUUCCAAUAGAUAUAUCUGAUGGAGGAACUUGUCGCAUCAGUAAGCAAAGCUCUCUAGCAACUUUGAUCAGAGAAUCAAAGUUUAUCAUUUGGGAUAAGGCUUCAAUAUGUAAACGAGCAGCUAUUAAAGCAUUGGAUGAUCUGCUUAAAGGCAUCAUGAACUUAAAUGAAAUUUUUGGAGGAAAGAACAGUAUAUUAGAAAAUGCAGCUUUGUCUUUGAACAGAGCAAUAUUGACAACAAAAAAUCACUUUGUUGAUGAAAUCAAUGAUAUGAUGAUAGAAAAGUUUCCAGGAGAAAGCAUUGAAUACAUCAGUUUCAAUCAAACACUUGACCUAAAUCAUCAAGCUGAGUAUGUUGAUUUCCUUAACACAUUAAGUCAAAGUGGUUUUCCUCUUCACAGGCUUGUGCUUAAGCCACAUGCACCAAUAAUUUUGUUACAAAAUCUUGAUCCAACUGAAGGGCUAUGCAAUAAAACAAGACUGACCUGCAAGUCCUUGACUAAAAAUGUCAUUCAUGCAGAAAUAGCAGUUGGUCUCUUUGCUAGCAAAGAAGUCUUCAUACAUAGGAUUCCUUUGCAAUCUACAAAUGGUGAGCAAUACACUGUUCCUUACAAAAGGACUCAGUUUCCUGUUCGUUUAUGUUUUGCUAUGACUAUCAACAAAUCUCAAGGACAAGCACUUGAUUUUGUUGGUCUGUAUUUGAAGGAACCUGUCUUCUCCCACGGACAAUUAUAUGUUGCUUUGUCCUGUGCUAGAACAUCAAAUGCUGACAAGAUGAGCAGGCGUUUGUUUGACAUACUCAAUGUCAAUAAACAAACUGGACCAUGGACUGUCCUUGUUCAGGGAACAAGAGUAUCUGCUGUCCUUUACGUUGCUUGCAUCAGGCAAUUCUACCACAUGCUUUGGCCAUUCAGGAGAUAUCAUAUUCCAAAUGCUUCACUGAUGGAUACUUCUGUCAACUUCAGAAUUGAUGAUUAUCUAUUUUCAUGA
Messenger RNA from Coffea arabica (coffee), 2679 nucleotides. RefSeq lists its product as uncharacterized. The record is from RefSeq and is a predicted model, not a curated record. Gene Ontology annotation, molecular function: DNA helicase activity. Gene Ontology annotation, biological process: telomere maintenance; DNA repair. NCBI's taxonomy places the organism in Eukaryota, Viridiplantae, Streptophyta, Magnoliopsida, Gentianales, Rubiaceae.